Didymodactylos carnosus is the source of this 4044-nucleotide messenger RNA. The record is from the annotation of a GenBank genome assembly. Lineage: Eukaryota; Metazoa; Rotifera; Eurotatoria; Philodinida; Philodinidae.
GUACUACUGAAGGAGUCGGUUUAGAUUUCGAAACGUUUAGCAGUUGUAAAUAAAUUUAUAAAAUAAAAGAAAAUUCUAUGAGAAAAACGAAAUUAAAUUUAAAUGUAAUUUCCUUAUCAUAUUAUCAACAGAAUUAACACUACCUCGUAUCAAAUUUAUAUUACACAUUUUUGUAUUGGGGUCAUAAAACUACCGUCGGGAAAAAAAAGAAUAGAUUAAAAUGUUUCUUGAAUAACGUUUGACAGAAAAGUGAUAGAGGUGGUGUUUGUCACUUGGAAGUCAAGACCUGAGUGCAUUUUUUCAUCUUGUAUGUCAUUUUGAAAAUCUUCUCUCAAAGUAGGUUUUCUUGAGAAUCUUUAGAAUACCAUUUUAUUACUAAAACACUUAUAAUAAAAAUAUUUUGGUUGUUUUUCAUCGGUAACUAGUCUGUUAUUUUGAGUGAAUUGUUUUUUUUGUGAAUUGUAAUAUUAGUUGAUAACAACCUGGAAACCCAAACUGUUCUUUGUAAAAAUCAGUUUUCAUCAGAUUAUUUGGAUUCUUAUCCGAAAACAAACGUUCUCGCAACAUGCAGUGUGGUCAAUUAUGUAUGUUCUAUGCAAUCUCAACGUCACCUCCAAAUCAUCGGCUGCCAGACCUGACAGUUGACUGAAGUCUGAUCCUCAGAAAAACCUACUUUGAGAAAAGAUUUUCAAAAUGACGUUCGAGAUGAAAAAAUACGCUCAACUCCUGACGAACACCGCAAGCCUUUACUUUAAUUGUUCGAUGUGUAGAUUGAGUACUUUCCAUUGCUAACAAACAGACUUUAGAAACGUUAAGAAAAUUUGUCUUAACAACACUCCUUAUAAAUCAAAGCACAAGUCACUGUCGAUGACUACCACUAAAUAGACACAACUAAGAUCUUUAUGACAACUUAAGAUGACAAUAAAACAAUAAAUAUAGUCCAUUUGUUUAAUCUAGGUGGAAAAUCGUGAUCGAGAAAUUGAACGAUUAGGUCGAUUCCUUGACAGUGAUCGUUCUGCAGAUGUUUUAGCACUUGAAUCAAAAUUGAAAAGUAAUGAAAAACUAAUUGAUCAUCAGAAUGUUCAAAUUGAUUAUUUACACGAGAAAAAUCGUCAGUUAGAAAGACGUUUACAAGAAUUGAUUGAUUUGAAACGUGAUUUAUCCAGUAAACAAUUUGAAGAGAAAUUAAAAAAUAUUGAUCUAUUAAGAGAUUUAAAAGAUAUUGAUCGAUUAGCACGAAAAGUUCAAGCAGAUAAAGAAUAUACAGUUGAUGCAGCUGACAGAGAUUUAAAUGAAGCUAAAGAACGUAAAAGUCUUUUACAAGAACUUGAAAUAUCUAAAGCUCAAUCUUCCGAACGUGAUAAUGAAAUUGUUCGUUUACAAGAUUUAAUUGAACGUAUUCAAACGGAUAAAGCACGCUUGAGUAAACGUUUAUCAAAACUAGUACUAAAUGAAAAAGAUUUAUUACAAGAAUUACAAAAAUCACGUCGUAUAACAAAACCAGCGACACCAGGUGGUUCAACUAAAAAGUUAUCAUUACCAGCACGUUUAGAUACACAUUUAAAAAAUGUUGAAGAUGAACGUGAUUUAUAUAAGAAUGAAAUUGAUACAUUACAAAAAUUAUUAAAUGAAAGAUUUUAUCAUCGUCAUACAUCACAUUCUCCAACAUCCCGUGCUCGAUCAACAAGUCCACAAUUAUUAACACGUUCAUCACCACAACAUCGUUUAACAAGAAAAGACAUUGCUACAUCACCUAUUAAACGAUCUAUAUCUGCCAGUACAUCACCAUCACGUUCAGCAGCGAAAUGUAUGGUAUGUGGUCUGAGUAGAAGUAAAAUAUCACAAUCUAAAGACUCAAAUCAUUAUGAAAAUGCAUUAAGAAAUUUAGAAGAUGAACGUGAUCGAUUUAAACGUGAAUUAAGUAAAUAUAAAAAUUCAUCACGUUCAUCUCGUGAAAAGGACGUUGACGAAACACAAUUAGCACGAGUUCUAAGAGAAAAAGAGGAUUUGCAAUUAUUAUUAAAUAAACUUGAACGACAUAUGGCCGAGAUUCAAGGAAAUAUUAAAGUUUUAACAAAUGAACGUGAUAAUUUAAGUGUACUCUAUGAACGAGUAUGUACAAAAGAAGAAUUACAAGAUGCUCGUCACGAUCUACUGCAUAAUGCGCAAACACCAAAAGUAUCACUUGCAGCUCAAUCAAUUUUGAGAAAAGUUGAAAAUGAACGUGAUAGCGCUAUUGUUGAAUUACGUACAGUAACAAAUGAACGAGAUUCGUUGAGAGAACGUCUAAGGAUUUCAACGGACACUGCAUUAAAUGAACGUGCACAUUACGAACAACGUAUUGAAGAUCUUGAAAUUGAAAUACAAAAAGUUGAUAAUGAUCGUGAAGAAAUUAUUCAACAAAAUCGUGUUCUACAUGAACAAAUUGAUCAAUUAGAAAAUAAACUACGCGAACAAUCAUUUGCUAUUUCACAGAUAAAUCAAGAAUUAGGUGAUCAGAAAUCAACAUCAACUCAAUUAAGAUUUUUAUCCGAAGAAGCUGAACGUCUUGUUCAAGAACAUCAACGACAAUUGAGUUUAAAAAAAGAAGAAAUACGUAGUGCUGAUGAAAAAGCAUUGAGAUUGGAGAAAAAACUUUAUGACUUACAGGAGACAAAUAAAGGUAUCAAAGAUGAUUUUAACAUUGUUCGUACAACAGUAAAUACAUUAGAUAAAGAAAAAGAUCGUUUAUGUAGUGAAAUUGAUAUUAAAACAGAAGAAAAUAUACAUUUAAUACAAGAAUUAAAUUCAAAAACACGACGAAUUGAUGAAUUAAAUGUGAUGACAGCUGAAUUAGAAGCAGCAUUAGAUCGAUCAAAAGAUGAUACAAAACAAAAAUUAAAAGAAAUAUCAAGUAUGCGUAUGCAACUAGAUCGAAAUUUAGAAGAUACAAAUGAUAUACGUCGUAAAUUUGAUUUGUCCGUACGUGAUAUAAAACGUUUGCAAGAUGAUUUAUUAACAGUGACACGUGAAAAUCAAACUAUUCAUCAAGAACUUGAACAUGCUGUCGAUGAUAAAGAAAAUUUGAAACUACAGGUUCAAGAUUAUAUUAAUGAAGUGUCAAAGUGUGAAGAUUUAAUUACUCAAAAAGAACAUGAUCGUAAUACAUUAGUCGAACAGUAUCGUGAAGCAAGUGGUGAAUUAAAUCGAAUGAAAAUGACGAUUGCCGAAUUAGAAACAGAAACAUUGAAUAGAAAACAAGAGCUACAUAUGAAAACGUCUGAUGUAAAACGUCUUAAUGAACGUAUCGAGUAUUUAGAAAGAGAAUUACAAAAGCAAUUAGCGGUUGGUCAAGAAUUUGAAAUUCAAUUAUCGAAUAUGAACCGUUCAAUGCAGCGUAACGAAGAUAUAAUUAAAAAAUUACAUAAUGACAAACAAGGUUAUGCCGAUGAAAUUGGAAAUAUUAAAGAUAUUAAUUCAACAUUAGAACUGAAAAGGGAACAAAUAACAAGACAUUUAACGGGCAAAGAAAUAGAAAAUGAACAACUUCAAUCAGCUGUAUCCGAUAUGAAAGUUGAAAUUGAAAUGUUAAGAAAUCAGAUACAAAAUGAAAGAGCAAUGGUACGAAGUUUAGAAGAUAUAAUUGGAUCAACACGUGAAAAAGACUUCCAGCUACAGUUACAAUCACAAGAAAAAGAAUCUGAGUUACAAUUGUUAAAAGAUCGUGUAAAUAUGAAUGAUAUGAAAAUACAAAGUCAAAGUAAAGAAAUAGCCUCUCUUCGAACACAGGUAAUCGGCCUAGAAACAGAUAAUGAAAGACUAAAACGACAAUUGACAGGUGAACGAUAUGAACGUGAAAAAUCAGCACAAGAAUUAAGGAAAAUGACUGAUUUAACAACCCAUAUAGAUGUGGAAUCUCGUUUUCGAAAUACUUCUCCAAGAGUAACAACAACUAGUGGUCGUCGAUCACCUGUACGAAAUUAUUCUCCACAACGUACCGAUACACGAUCACCAACAAAAGGAAUUGAUCGCAACUGUAGUUUAUGUGGAGAUACAACACCUUGA